ACACACACACACACCUGUCUCUGAGGUUUCUCUCAGCCUCACUCUCACUCAGGACCUCCGCUGCACAUCAGGACUUUGUCUUCUUCUUCUGCAGUCUUGAUUUUUCGAACCCAGCUCUUCCAGCUCUCCUCAGCAUUUCCAAAAUUUCUUACAUUUUUCUCCCACCUCUGUGAUGUGCUUUUCCCGCGCUGUCCCCCAGCUACAGUUAGCCGCGCGCAUUUACGCGCAGCCUGACGCAGCACGUGCAGCCUGAAAACGGAGGAUAUUUCGGCGUCAUCAUUAUUUGUAAGUCCACGCGAGUUCAUGUUUAAGUUCUGAUGGACAGCAUUCAUGAGUAAAAUGUAAUUUUACAGAAUAUAACAGUGAUUCAAGCUCAGUGUAAAGAUAUUUGGAGGGUUUUGUGGAUGUUUUUUUAAGACAGGUGAGGAGGAGUGAAAGACUGACCAACAGUUGAAUCCCACCUUUAUUCUCCAGUUAGUCUUUUCUUUUUAUUAUUUUAUCAUUUAUUGUAUCCCUUAUGAUGAAGGACAGGCUAUUUAUUGACGCGCAAAGACGCUUAAACUCUGUUAAAAUUGAUGUGAACACAUGCACACACACUGGAGAAACAAAUUCAAUAACUGGGAAUGCUGUUGCAUAAAUUUACACUUUGCCCCUUAAAAAUAUUGAAUUUUCUUCUUUUGUUAGAUAAUCUUAUCAUUGUGCGUUUCUAUUGUAUAUUAAUCGCUUUUUAAAACUUUCUCAUCUAGAGAAAAAAAGGUCUUUUUUUUAAAUCAGAAAUGCAACUGGGGAAUCCUCAGGAGACUUUACGGACAGACUUGUGCAAUUUAUGGCCAAAAGUAUGUGGACACUGUGUCUGUCUUUCCUCCUACAUUAAAAUCUAAAUAGUCCAUGGUACUAGUUAAUAGAUAUUAAUACUAAUAAAGUGAGGUUUUAGUUUUAUCAACAAUUUAUUUAUUUGUCUUUUUAAAUAACGAAGCUCUUGUGCACAGAACAAGCUCCUAUUAAGAGACCUAACUUCAAUAUACAAUUUAAGAGAUAACCUGGGUCCAUAUAUGUGAUCCAGACCUCCUGAUCAGUCAAUCUCUGAGCUAAACCUGUGCUGAUGCUCUGAGACUCAAUGACUGUAAAUCUAAGCAGCUGAUUCAACAUGUGGAGGACAGACUGAGUGAUUCUGUGUGAUGGAGUCUACAAACUUUUGACCACAUGGUUAAGCACAGUUAUGUUCCAGCAAAGGAAAAAAAAUCUGAAAUAAAACAAAAGGGACUUUUAUUUUGAAAUGUAUAAAGUAACAGGGGUGUUGAUCAUCUCCAUAUCAACACACACUCUGCUGGCACACGCACACACGUGCACACACAUGCACACACACACUCAACUCAUUCACACACAUUCUCUCUCUCUGUCUCUCUGUAGGGAAUCCUCCCCCCCUUCUCCCCUCUUGCCCUCCUCCCUCUCCUUCAUCUUCAUCAUCAUCAUCAUCACCACCUCAUGCUCCAGGACUUUGGCCUUGACACUGUUGACGUUUCCAUGGAGACCCUGGCCCCAGUUUGGGUCUGUGACCCCCAUGACCUCAGUGACCUCAGAGAGGAGCAAGAAGAGCUGCAGUCUGUGUGGGGUGAGGAGAGGCAAAGAGGACUAAAUGUUUGAAAGCAGUCAGAAAAUUAACAACAUGAAAAGUUAAAUAACAAUAACACUGUUAAUAAUUUGCAUUGAUUAAAACAAAAAAAAAACACACACACACUGCGUUAAGAUUUUAACAAAGGUAAAAAAAAACUAAGAAUUUACUUCAAAAAACAAAAGUCAAAGCAGACUUUUUCUCUUAACUCUUGGCAAUCUAACUAUUUUUUCUGCUCAGUUAGUUACACUCAGCUACAGCCACAGUAUUUCAAUAAUAAAAGCUUAUAUCCCCUGAAAUCAUUUCACGUAAAACAUAAAAUAUGCACAAAACUCAAAAUAUAUACAGUAUAUAAAAAAUUGGAAAAACUGAAAAUUUUACUAACAGCAAAGCGAUUUCAAAAACUACACAAAUUGUUUUAAGAUGUAAAAAUAUUUUACAAACUGCAAGAAAUGUGCAAAAAAAAAUUGUAGUGUAAAUAAUCCAUUCAGAUAAGGUUGAAAUUAUCUUAUAUAAUCUUUUAAAAAUGUAUUUAUGACAUUAAACAGCGAGCAGAAAAUUUUAUUUCAUAAAUGCAUUUAUUUAAAUAUAUAAAUUUAUACAAGGAUUUUUUUUUAACCCCAAAAGUUGCUAAAGUGAAACAUAUCAUAAAAGGUAAAAAAGAAUACAAAUCCCCCAAAACUUUACAAAAUAUCAAAAAUAAAUACAGAAAUUAAGAAAUAGGCUAACAAAUUUCCCACAGAAAACACACACAAAAAAAAUUUAAUCAUAAGAAAAAAAAUUAAAAUAGCAAAAAAAUUUUACUGAAAUUUAUAGAAAUGCCAAAAUAGCAAAAAAUGCAAACAUUAUCAAGAAAUAAAAAUAUUUUACAAAACCUAAAAUAAUUAAAAUAAAAUUUAUUUUAAAAAAUGUGAAAAAAUUUUUACAAGUUACAAAAUCUUAAAAGGCAACAAAGUUAAAAUGCAAAAGUUUCUCAAAAUAAUUUUUUUGUGUUCUACAUAAAAAAAAUGUUUAUUUUUGACAUAUUUUUCGGUUCAGUGAAAAAACUGCAUUUGGGGAAAAGGUUUUUUGUCAUUCUGUGAAAUAUAUUUGUGACCAUGAAAUGUUUAUUUUUCUGCACUGGUAUAACAUCAUAAAAAGCUUAAAAAACAGCCCAAUGUUGGCCUCAACUUUGGGAUUGCACUUAAGUGGACUCAUUCAGCUGUUUCUGAUUUACAAACAGAUCAUUUCUUGCACACAGGGUGCAGACAUACUGCAUCUAAAUGGUUUCAAGUCAAGCUAUACUUUCGUUUCUCUGAGGAAUGUGCAGCGACAUGCAGAAACUUCGGUUAUAUAUAAUCAGGGUUUAAUACACAAAACUGUAAUACUUUGCAGUUAUUGGAUCAAAUGUAUCCAAAGCAUGGUGGAGCAGACCAAAAACAACUGUACUACAACUGUUGUCUUCCUUUAAUAGGAAGACAACUUAAUAUCUUAGGAGCCAGUCCAUAUUUAGAGACACCAAAUACUGGGUCAUGCAAAUUUUUUACUAUCACAUUAUAAACUUCUUAGUUUGGUUCAGAAGUUAAAAUAGUCUUUUUUUUAAUGAGAAACAGUGUGAUAUGCUGUAGUGUUUCUGAAUGCAGCCUUACUUUGCUGACUGAAAUGAAAGUUUCCUUUCUUUCUUUCUUAAAUGCCACAUUCAGCAGAGGUGGACUCUCAUUUAUCAAACAGAGCAGUUUCCUGCUUUCCUCUGUGAACUCUGGGUAACCAAACGCUCCGGCUGGUUCCACACCAGUGCGUCAUCCCCACUCACACUCAGAAAUAUCCGGAAGAGUUUGUAUUAAGAUUCAUCUUUUAAUUUUCUCAGUGUCUCUUCAAUGCAAGCGUUCAAUUCAUCAGGACGCUCUGAGCUGUAAUCUGAGGCGCUGAUAGGAGUCAUAACUGCAGUUCCUUUGAUGGCCACUAGAGGCUGCUCACAAAGUAACCCUUUGUUAAUAGAACACAGUCUUAAAGCAAGCUGUUUUUGUGUCUUUGCAGGUCCUCAGAGUGUUUUUAACAGUCCUCCUCCUCCUUCUGAUGAGACCUGGACGGAGCAGCUCACUCCUCACCUUCAGAGAAACAAACAGGUUGGAGCCCAGUACCAUACAAAGAUCUAACUGUUAAUUAAUGCAAUAUUUAGAUGCUUUUCUCAGGUGAAAGGCUGUUAUUCCCGUAAUCCCAAAUGAGGGCAUAUUUAAGGUUAUAGGUUUCAUUUUUGGGUCAUAAAUGUUUGUUUUAAUUGUUUCCCAGCUGCAGGACACUCUGCUGCAGAGAGAGGAGGAGCUGGCCAGGCUGCAGGAGGAGAACAACAAACUUAGACAGUUUUUUGACUCCUCUUUUGUGAGGAACCUGCAGCUGAAAGCAAAGGUCUGUUCACUCCCCUUAUUCAUGAUAUUAAAUGGCAAACUGCUCAGACAAAGCAUUAAUCAUGAAGCAGCUUCAAAUCCUGUGUUGUAUUAACCUGUUCCUGUGGGUGCAUCAGAUUCUAUUAAACCUGCACUUCUUCCUGUAACUGGACGAAUUUUAUUAGACUUAGAGUUUGUGUUUGUGUGGCCUCGAACCAGAUCCCUGAGGUAUCUUGUUUCACACUUAUCACUGAGGAAAAUUUCAAAGGUUUUCACUAACAUGACACACACCAUAAUAAAUCAGUGCACCAACAUUUUUCAGCCAUAUGUUUACUUUAAUACUUGUGAAGUACCCUCUGUUGGCUGCAGCAGUUUAAAUGAAGUUAAGCAUCAGUGGAUGAUGUUUUAGUUAUUCCAGCCUUUGAGCUUCACAGCCCGGGGAAAGUUUCUAUUCCAGUUAAACUGAGUCGAUCUCGUGGAUAUGACACGCCUGGUGUUGACAGUGAUUUUGUUCCUCUGUUGUAGAAACUCACCGUUGAUGGGAGGAGGAAGCUGAAAAGAAAUCUGAUGUACUCUGCUGACGGGCCUCUCCACACCUGUGGUCAUCAGCUCUUCACCUCCAAGCAUAUCAGCAAGAGAGUGUGCAGGAAUCUCACUGCCGAGUUCUGCUCUGAGUCCUCUGAGACAUCCUCCUCCUCAGAACCAAACCUUGACCUCUGGGUACUCCGAACGCUUGGACUGAAGGAUCGAGAUACAAUCGACACGUCUGAAACCUGCUCUGACCACAGUCUCAGCACUUUAGUUUACAACCAUGCUGCCUCCCCUUCUUCACCAUCUGAGCACAGCUCAUCCUUCAGCCAGUCCUUCAGCUCUUCUUCUGCAUCGUCUUCAGUCCUCAGCUGCUGCCAAAGAUCUACACCUGAAGCUGAUCACGGUUAUGGCACCAUCGAAUACCAGGAGAUAAACUGUAGUAAUCCUCCAAAGUCCUCACAUAGCUGCACCACUUCUCCAGGCCAACACUCUGACUUCACUGCCUUUGGUGGACAUACUGGAUCUCCUGAUGCUGUGAUCAGGAGCUGUGACACCCUCACUGCCCCCCAGGCUCCACCACAAGACCCACCCUUCACUCAAACAACAGAUCAUUUCCAGACUACUGCCCCGAGUCCAGUCCAAACUCUGGAGGGAAACCCCACAAAUCAUCCAGCCUACUGGUCCCCACUCAGGUGCAGCCAGACACUAUCACAGGAUGCUAUCCAGUUCAGUCUACAUGGUGAGAGAGUCCAUUUCUCCCCCACUGCCUACUCCAGUCCAGCCAUGAGCCAGUUCAGGACACCAGUCCAUGGCAGCAGUCCCAUGAGUCCAUCAGCCAGAUCUCUACCUCCUACCAGACCUCAGACCCCUCACAGCCGCACAGAUUUGGCAUUCAGUAUGUCCCUUAGCCCAUCCAGCAGUGUCAAAACCCACAGCUUCCCUCAGGGACAGGCCUUCAUAAGAAAGGACAAUGGGGGAAGGUGGAACUUCACCUGGGUGCCCAAACAAGGACCAUAAGCAGCAUGAAUGUUUUCCCUCAAAGGGACUCAUGAUCAGAUUUCUUCCCCUGCAAACUGGAGACUUCAACUUCAGUUCAAACUUUGCUAUAAAUUCAGGGGGAAUUUGUUGCUGGGUCAUAAAAGUGCUGCCUUCGUCCUUUACAUGAUUCUGGUUUUGAACCAAGGACCAAGCAACUCAAACAUUUAUUUAAAGGGGUUUUGAACUUCUGUCAAAAGGUUUGUUACUGUAAGGUCUUAAAAUGAUCCUGACAUCAAAAGCAGAUCUAGUCAACAUCUUUCAAGUUAUUAGAUAGUUUAAAGUGAAGGAGUCAGAUGCUGUAAACUUUAAUGCAGUUAAACUAACCAGCAUGUGUCUAGAACAAAGUAGAAUAUUUCACAUUUAGUUGUGUCAAUAGCUAAGUCAAUGUACAAGCGUAACAUUAAAAAUGAACACAACUGCCGUACAGUUUUUAAAUUCUAAGUUUGUUUGUUGUUAAACUGUGAAACUGCCACUUCUGAGCAAAUGUAAAUGUUUUUUUUUUUUGUCUUGCACCCUCAGUUUUAUUUAUUAAACGCAAUUUAGGAGUGGAAGAACCCAAAAAGGAGCCACAAAAAGAUUACUGCUUCAGAGUAAAGGGGGAUAACCUUUCUGCCAGCUUAGAGACAUUUUUAGGUUUAAGAGAUAGCUGAAUGUCAUCUGCAUAGUAAAGAUAAGACACAUCUCUAAGAUACUCCAUGUGAGAAGGGACAGAGCAAACAACAGAGGACCCGGGACAGAACCAUGAGGGACACUAUGAGACUGAGAUUAGAGUCUUCAUUGCACUGGUCAUAGGAUCAAUUCCUUGUCACUCUUGCCCCUCAUUCCUCUCUCUUGGUCUGAUCUGUCAAAUAAAGGCAAAAAGCCAAAAAAAUGAUCCUCAGAAUUUCAUGUACAUGGUUCUCACAGGACAACAUAAUCUCAAGAGUUAAAAAUAUAUGAUGGGCCAAUGUAUUUAUUUUAAGAAAAUAUUAGUUUUAGAGAUAAGCAUUAUGAAUGACCAUUGACACUUUUUGUUGGAAUAGUCUUCUCAUAAAAGACUUUAAUACAUAUUGAAAAUAUUGAAUAAAUAAUGCAACAUGUGAACUUGUGCCAUUUUACAAGGUACAGUUCCAUCUGUGUCCAAUAAAAGUGAUAUUUUCAUAACCCAGGGAAUGUGACAAAUACAAACUUACAGAAGCUCAUCAUGCUUGGAAAUUUCUGAUUUUUUUGCUGCCACUGUCACUCCACCAUGUCAUCUGUUUGCUGUUCUUUUGUAUAAAAAUAAAGUGAAAUACCUGAAGGGAAUUUAAGUACAUAUUUCAUUUACAUAGAGACAGUUUUUACUAUUUUAGACCCAUCAUGUCACGUUCAAUGAGGUUGUAAAUCUUCCCAUAAGACUGUUUUUGGUUGUGAUAAUUAUUCUGAAAAAAAAAACACCACAUAAACCCUGAUUCACAGA
Messenger RNA from Xyrichtys novacula (pearly razorfish), 6982 nucleotides. NCBI's taxonomy places the organism in Eukaryota, Metazoa, Chordata, Actinopteri, Labriformes, Labridae. The record is from the annotation of a GenBank genome assembly.